AAAUAAUUUAAUAUUAGAGCAACCCUAACCAUCCUGAAUUCCUGAUAUUCCACGGAGACGAAUCUCUGAGCUUACCCGGCGGCGAUCGAAGGCAAGCGAAGAUGAUCAUCCCCGUACGGUGCUUCACCUGCGGAAAGGUGAUUGGUAACAAGUGGGACACGUAUCUGGAUCUUCUCCAGGCGGACUACUCCGAGGGGGACGCUCUGGAUGCCUUAGGUCUUGUUCGUUAUUGUUGCCGGCGGAUGCUUAUGACACACGUCGACCUCAUUGAGAAGCUCCUUAACUACAACUCCCUUGAGAAAACUGAAGCCAAUUAAGCCAAUCUUUGUGGGGGACAUGCCUGCACCAUGGAUACAGUGAUGCUUGCUUCUGAUGCACUGUUUAAGUCUCUGCUUGUUAGAAUAUUCUAAAUAUAUCUUCCAAAUGUAUGUAGUUAGUACUAGUAUGACUAGCUUUUGGACUAUCUCUCAUGUUGCUGUCUCAUUGGUUUGUUCUUGCUGCCUUGUUGUGAACUUGUGAUCCUGUAUGCCCUUACUUUGAACAGCAUCAAACUGCUAGUUUUGUUGGUGAAUGUUCCCUGAUGCAUUAAAAAGAAGGAACCAAUUUAUUUAUAUAA
Molecule: messenger RNA, 616 nt
Organism: Dioscorea cayenensis subsp. rotundata (Guinea yam)
Lineage: Eukaryota; Viridiplantae; Streptophyta; Magnoliopsida; Dioscoreales; Dioscoreaceae
Product: DNA-directed RNA polymerase subunit 10-like protein
Exons: 4
Coding region: 102-317 (71 amino acids)
Biological process (GO): tRNA transcription by RNA polymerase III; transcription by RNA polymerase I; transcription by RNA polymerase II
Cellular component (GO): RNA polymerase II, core complex; RNA polymerase III complex; RNA polymerase I complex
Molecular function (GO): DNA binding; zinc ion binding; DNA-directed RNA polymerase activity
Source: RefSeq, a predicted model, not a curated record